Molecule: messenger RNA, 3769 nt
Organism: Ostrea edulis (European flat oyster)
Lineage: Eukaryota; Metazoa; Mollusca; Bivalvia; Ostreida; Ostreidae
Product: substance-K receptor-like
Exons: 3
Coding region: 714-1766 (350 amino acids)
Biological process (GO): neuropeptide signaling pathway
Cellular component (GO): membrane
Molecular function (GO): neuropeptide receptor activity
Source: RefSeq, a predicted model, not a curated record
CCUCAUUAUAACAAAUCCUAACCUACUCCCUGUGGCUAGUUAUUGUUACAAUCAAACAGUCAUACCUGAUUGACGGAAUAGAAGCGAUUAUUUCAAUUCUAAAACUUAUGUACUCUCAUAACAGAUGCCUCGGAUUAUAACGUGUUAGGAGUUUUGGCCGACUAAAAUACUCAAAUCAUUAACAUUUCUGGUGAAACAUACUUUUCGUGCAAUUUUUGAUAGUUUAUCCUGUCUUGAUUAUUAAUAUAAAGAUGAUUUUGUUCGUUUUUUAACUAGAGCGAAAUAUAUUGAGAGCGGAGUGAAUCGCUUUCCUUUCUCUAUUUAAUCCCAGGCGAUACUACAUGUCGGCACAAUCUUCUGGCAGGGAGGAGGAGUGCAUGCAUCACAUAUGCAAAAUUGGUUUCUGAGAAUUUACUUUGUAAUUAUCGGGGGAGUUGCAGGCCUUUAAGAAGUCCACGAUCCUACAGUCAUCUCUCAUCAGCCCUACUGGUAUCAUGUUUGAACAGUUGAUGAUCUGUGGAUUUGAGCUGUCUCCAACUGAAAUUAUAGCGAUUGUAUCGUAAAUUGUGGAGUGAAGUCGUCCAUUGUGAUAUAAGAACGCGAAAUCAGUACCCCGUCGCCUUUUGAGUUGAAUCUGGAACUCAUUAUGCUACCGGCCCUUGAAGGUUUUAGUAUUACACUGUAGACCUAACUUUUGGGAAGAGCUUUGCAGGAUGAAUACCUCUGGUUCCCCCGAAGUGAACAUGACCAAUACAAAUGAAACCUGUCACACCUGGUUAAAAGCGGAACUAGGAGGAUCGUUUGACGGUGUGACUAUUGAAGAAAUCAACACCCAGUUAAUGAGACGGAAUCUCGGGGGCAUCGGUCUCCUCUGCAUAUUAAGCUUCAUCGGACUGAUAGGAAACGCGCACGUGCUGUGGAUAUAUCUCCGCCAAUUCGCAAAGUCCAACUACCGUGUAUAUGUCAUUUGGUUGGCCAUGCUGGACAUCUUCAACUGCGUCGUGGUGGCGCCGAUGGUGGUCUCCUACCUGUUUUUCCCAGUGACCUUUCCAUCGGAAAUUUAUUGUAAAAUGUUCCGCUUCUUUAAUUAUUUUGCAGCAAUAGCUUCUACGUCGUCUCUGAUCUCGAUCGCUGUGGACCGAUACAAGGCUAUCUGUAGUCCCCUGAAGGAUCAGCUGACCAACAAACAGGCCAAGAUUUUGUGCUUCAUGAAUGUAGUGGUAGCCUUCCUAUUGUCGUGGCCAGCUCCGUUUUUGUACGGCUUGCGGGAUAUUGAGACCGGUGUACCGGGCCUCACCGGGUACCGGUGUUUUACAGAGCAAAAAUUCGAGGAAAAGAAAUACCAGAUUUAUUACAACGCCUUAUUGUUGCUUUAUUUCAUACUAGUCUCAACAACCAUGGUCUUUGUGUACAUUAAAAUCGGCCGUAACAUACAUACUCAUUUCAAGUUUCAAGAGACGAUUCGGCGCAUGUCUGCACGUAAUGUAGAUGAGAUCAAAUCCACGACGGGGACCGGAGCUCGUCGCUCCACCAUCACGCUUUGUGCCGUCACUGUUGCUUACAUUUUGAGUGCCGUGCCACAUCAUCUCCUGGCCGUGAUGAUUUUCGUAGUGAAAGGUUUCGACUGCAGUCUCUCGCUCGUUGAGUCUCAGGUGUAUUACACAUUUAUCUGGUCGUACUUUGUCAACUCAAUGGUGAAUCCUUUCAUUUAUGGAAUAAGAGACCGGAAGUUUCGAACUGCUGUGAAGCAAAUUUACAAAAGGUAAAAACGAAAAAUAUGUUUACCAAAACUUGAGACACCAUUGUUUUGAAUAUACAUAGCAAUAGAAAAGAUUGUUUGAAGUCAAUAGAUUUUGCUUGCGAAAUAUAUUGCCAAAACAUUUUUUGUAAUAUUAGUGUAUCAGAUACACGAUAUUUAUACAGAAAUACUGUCGGGUGCACUUUGCUCUGAUAUUUUGUGAUAAUUAUGUACUAUGUGAUCUCCACACAAUGAUGUAGCGAAUUCUGCUGAUUGUGUAAUUGUUACUGUCAAUAUUUAUAAAAAUCGAUGUUCGCUCUCUCAAAGUGAGGUGAAAUUGAAGUAUAUGUACUCGUUGUUUUAAUGAAACUGGAUAUUAGUUAUUUUUUAUCAUAAUGUACAUUGGUAUAUUUUAUGAUGACCAAACCAUACAUGUGCCAGCAUACAUGUAUAAUUCUGUGUAAGAUUUUGUGUAUGUGCACGUAAAUUUGUUUGUAAGAUUGUGUGUACGUAAAUUUGUUUGUAAGAUUGUGUGUACGUGCACGUAAAUUUGUAAUAUUGUGUGUAUGUGCACGUUUUCUUUGUCAGAUUGUGAAUAAGUACACGGGUAUUUAUUUGUAAGAGGAUGGGAACGUGUAUGUAUAUUGAAUUUGCAAGAUUGUGAUUACAUGCACGGAUAUUUGUGUAAAAGAUUGUGAUUACAUAUUUGUUUGUAACAUCGUGUUACAGAUAUUUGUUUGCAACAUCGUGUUACGGAUAUUUGUUUGUAACAUUGUGUUACGGAUAUUUGUUUUUUUUAACAUUGUGAUACGGAUAUUUGUAUGUAACAUUGUGUUACAGAUAUUUCUUUGUAACAUUGUGUUACGGAUAUUUAUUUGUAACAUCGUGUUACGGAUAUUUAUUUGUAACAUUGUGUUACGGAUAUUUGUUUGUAACAUUGUGUUACGGAUAUUUGGGUUUUUUAACAUUGUGAUACGGAUAUUUGUAUGUAACAUUGUGUUACAGAUAUUUGUUUGUAACAUUGUGUUACGGAUAUUUAUUUGUAACAUCGUGUUACGGAUAUUUAUUUGUAACAUUGUGUUACGGAUAUUUGUAACAUCGUGUUACGGAUAUUUAUUUGUAACAUUGUGUUACGGAUAUUUGUAACAUCGUGUUACGGAUAUUUAUUUGUAACAUUGUGUUACGGAUAUUUGUUUUUUUUUUAACAUUGUGUUACAGAUAUUUGUUUGUAACAUUGUGUUACGGAUAUUUAUUUCAUGCAUUUGAUACUUGAAUAUGUAUGCUAAUUAGAUUUUACUGAACACUAUCUUGAGCCCUUGACUACUGCUAGUUAAUAAAGAUGAUGUUGUAUUCGUUAAAAACCAUCAAAGCUAUCAAUUUGUUGAAAGGGUACAGCGUCAUUGGGUUUGAUUACUAGUAUAUUGGUAAAUCACAAGUUAUCCUGUGUUUAUCAUUUAAAAAUGAAUUCGUGUUAUGAACAUAUCCUCUGUGUCACGUGACAGAGAUUUACACCGACUCACUUUUCAACCACGAAGUCUGAGUCCUAAUCUAACAAUGAACUCAGUUUACCAGGAAUUCAAGUUAGUUAGAAAAUAUAUAGUCGCGUAGUCAUUUUUUCUUUUCGUUUUUUUUAUUCUUUCUUUUUCCUUUUUUUUUUUUUCAUUUGGUAUCCUUCUCUGUAUAUGUGGCAUUCUUCAUUCCAAACAAAACAAACUGCUUAGCAUUAAGUGAUGCACACAUUUCAAUUUUCGUCUGAGUUUGAAAAUAAACAUGACUGACAAAUUCUGUUCUGUGAGUUUAGCUUUAGCGGGGUCUGUGAGCUAUCGCUGAGACCAAUGGGCAAAAAUGAUCACUACAUUAAGUCUAAAAGUGCUACAAGGAUUUUGCAAGUUCUUCAACGGUUUACAAGUGCUACAAGUUGUAGUGGUGCUACCCCCUGUCACGACGAAUAAAUUUUACUAAUUACUUCACAAGAAACAAUUGUGUGAUCAUUGCAUUUUGAGUUUGGAUAAUAAAGAUAUGCCAACUUUA